GCAAAAGCAAAAUGGUAGUAUCCAAUGAAUUAUGGCUCAAAUGACCAAACACCCACAUAGUUUCCUUGUACUAAUCUAAGAGGUGGCGGACCCUAUUUUUGGUUAAAAAAAAAAUGGUAGUAAAUGUAAAAAUAAGGAGAAAAGAGGGGAAUUUGUAAUUUUGCCAUUUAUAUCUUCCCAUCGGAAAAUACAUAGAAUACAAGCAAGUACAGCGUGGCUUCCAGCUACCCUUUCUUCUCCUUCUCUUCAGUUCAGACUUCAGAGAGCUGCCUCCUGAAACCCUAGCUUCUCCACCACCGCUGCAAGGACUGCCACCGUCCGUCGAGCUCAGGCACCACCUUCCUCGUCUGGUCAUCCGCCCUUCUUCAUUCAACAAUCGCACCCCCUUCCUCGAGCUCGGCAUCAGUCCCUGGUCUUCGUCUGCUCCGUCGCGCUCAAGCACCACCAUCUUCGUCUGGUCGUGGUGCUUGAAGUUUCCAACCCACCAAUAGCAACAUCUUCCUCGAGCUCGGUGCGUUGGAGUCUGCUUUUCGUUUGUCAGCCGCAGCUUCUUCCAAUCCACCACCGUCGUGCUCGUCGCCUGCCCUCGGUCUUCGGUGCGCUUCUGCCCCUAUGCUCAGACUGCUCAGAAGUCAGAACGAAGAACCUCGGAUACAACUCGAAACAAUUAAAAUUUUAAUGGCCAAUAUGAUGCUCGAAACAAAUUUCGGGGUCAAGUUGAGUAUUACUUCACUGCUACUAUUUUCUGAAUCCGUUGGUACUUGGUACUGGUAACUGUAGUACAGGGCUUAAGUUGUGUGGCACUGUACAGAGUUGAUGCUUCGGGAAACUGUGCUGCUCCAGACGGCGACGACGUUCAGAGACGUAACCUGCAUUCGGCAUCGUUGACUUGCACCACCGCACAUGCUAUCAUUGGCCUGUUUCUCUCUCUUGUCUUGAAAUUGGUUCCUGUUGAUGACUUCCCAUGGCGGCUAUGGAGCUCAAGCACUGCCUCCUCCAUGGCCUCAACUCCUUCAACCACCUCAGGACCGCCCACUGCCGCCUCCUCCGCCUCUACAUCGACCACGAUAACUACCUUCUCAACAUCAUCCUCCAGUAUUCAUUUUUCUUUCGCAACGCGCCCUACGCCAAACGCGUCUUCUCCCAAUCCAAGAACCCUAACGUAUACCUCUUUAACACUAUGAUCCGUGGAACGGUCUCCAACGACUCCUUUGACGACGCCGUUCUGUUUUACAACUCAAUGCGCAGCGCCGGGUUCUUGCCAGACAACUACACGUUCACUUUUGUACUCAAAGCGUGUGCCAGGCUUGCGGAUUUUCCGUUUGGCGUCAAGCUCCAUUCGCUUGUUGUGAAAAUGGGAUUCGAUUGUGACGUGUUUGUCAAGACAAGUCUUGUUUGUUUGUAUUCGAAAUGUGGGUACUUAAAGGAUGCACGGAAGGUGUUUGAUGAUAUUCCUGAGAAGAAUGUUGUUUCGUGGACCGCUAUUAUCUGUGGGUAUAUUGGGUGUGGCCUUCACAAGGAAGCAGUUGGUUUGUUUAGAGAGUUGUUAGAGGUGGGCGUCAAGCCGGAUAAUUUCACUCUCGUUCGGGUUUUGUAUUCUUGUUCUCAGUUAGGGGACUUGGCCAGUGGAGAGUGGAUUGAUAAGUAUAUAACUGAGAGUGGUUUCCAUAGGAAUGUGUUUGUGUUGACUUCUUUGGUUGACAUGUAUGCCAAGUGCGGGAGCAUGGAGAAGGCGCGGCAGGUUUUUGAUGGAAUGGUUGAGAGGGAUAUUGUUUGUUGGAGUGCCAUGAUUCAGGGCUAUGCAUCCAACGGGCUUCCUAAGGAAGCACUUGACUUGUUCUUUGAGAUGCAGAGGGAGAAUCUGAGGCCUGAUUGCUAUGCCAUGGUGGGAGUUCUUUCUGCAUGUGCGAGGUUGGGAGCACUGGAGUUGGGGAAUUGGGCUAAGGGAUUGUUGGAUGCUGAUGAGUUUUUGUCGAAUCCUGUACUAGGCACUGCCUUGAUUGACUUUUAUGCUAAAUGUGGAAGCAUUGCACAAGCGGUGGAUAUUUUCAGAAUGAUGAAGGGAAAGGAUCAUGUGGUGUUCAACGCCAUAAUUUCUGGACUGGCUAUGAACGGACAUGUUCGGGCCACAUUUGGGGUAUUUGGACAAAUGGAGAAGUAUGGAAUUCAGCCAGAUGGGAAUACUUUUGUUGGCUUACUUUGCGGGUGUGUCCAUGCUGGUUUGGUUAAUGAUGGUCGACGAUAUUUCGAUAGCAUGAGUCAUGUCUUUUCUUUAUGUCCUACUAUCGAGCAUUAUGGAUGCAUGGUGGAUCUUCUAUCCCGUGCAGGCUUGUUGGUCGAAGCACAUAAUUUGAUCAAGAGUAUGCCAAUGAAACCGAAUACUAUUGUUUUGGGGGCAUUAUUGGGAGGAUGCAGGUUGCAUCGUGAUACUAAAUUGGCAGAACCCGUGUUAAAGCAGCUGAUUGAGUUAGAACCAUGGAAUUCAGGACAUUAUGUUCUCUUAUCAAAUAUAUAUUCAGCAAGUCGUAGAUGGGAUGAAGCAGAAAAAGUUAGGUUAACGCUGAACGAGAAAGGAAUGCAAAAAUUACCUGGGUGUAGUUGGGUUGAAGUGGAUGGGGUUGUUCAUGAAUUCCUUGUAGGAGAUACUUCCCACCCUAUGUCACAGAAGAUAUAUGAGAAACUUGAAAGUUUGUUUAAGGAAUUGAGAGAAGUCGGUUAUAGUCCGACUACUGAGUUUGUGCUCUUUGAUAUAGAGGAAGAGGAGAAGGAGUACUUCCUUGGCUGUCAUAGUGAGAAAUUAGCCAUUGCAUUUGCCCUGAUCAAUACUGGGGCAAAUGACAUCAUUCGUGUUGUUAAAAAUCUACGCGUAUGUGGUGAUUGUCAUGAGGCCAUAAAACUCAUUUCCAAAGUUACAGGGAGAGAGAUAAUCAUUAGGGAUAAUAACAGAUUCCAUUGUUUCAGAGAAGGUUCAUGUUCUUGUGGAGAUUAUUGGUAACAUUUUGUGAUG
Arachis duranensis is the source of this 3007-nucleotide messenger RNA. RefSeq names its product putative pentatricopeptide repeat-containing protein At3g08820. The transcript has 2 exons. Gene Ontology annotation, molecular function: zinc ion binding; RNA binding; protein binding. The record is from RefSeq and is a predicted model, not a curated record. Gene Ontology annotation, biological process: RNA modification. Bases 965 to 2995 code for a protein of 676 amino acids. Lineage: Eukaryota; Viridiplantae; Streptophyta; Magnoliopsida; Fabales; Fabaceae.